Molecule: messenger RNA, 5635 nt
Organism: Bemisia tabaci
Lineage: Eukaryota; Metazoa; Arthropoda; Insecta; Hemiptera; Aleyrodidae
Source: RefSeq, a predicted model, not a curated record
AUCCCAAUUCGGUUCGGUUUUCAAGGCUCUUUCAUUCCGGGAAUCGUCGAAAAAGAGAGCAUUGUUGGUUUUUUUAAAUAAAAGUUUACACAGUGUUUUCAACUGGGAAGUGAUUAUAAAAACUAGGGUUAGCGUGGUGAAACAAUGAAGAGCCUUUCCGGUUUAUUACCGGUCCUCGCGAUUUUUUUAUCAUUCGAUUCUGUGCGAGCGCGACCGCAAGCCAACGGCCAGCCAAUCUCAGGGGUUGGCAUCGUUGAAAAAGUAGAGAGAGUUAACUUACACGAAAAAGUUAACUCCUCCGGAUCAAAUAACAGGGUUUAUCUAGAUGUCUCAAGCGUCAGAGGCACAACGGAAGAAAGCAGGGAAGCUCUCUUGGAAACCUCACCCCCACAAAUUGUAGCCGAUCUAAAAAUUUCAUCUGCACUGACGACAUCAGCUGUCAACAGCACAAACGAUGAAACCAGUCGAACAGCCGUCACAAAACCCACUCCUAUCGGGGAAUCUCUCAAAACCGUCACGAAGCAGCUAUUGCACUCGCCCAGUGCAACAGACAUGGCGGUCACAGAUGUUAGAACUCCACCCAAAAUAAAACAUCAGCUCUUGAGCCACGAAAUGAUAGCUCUCGGGAAAGGGGAGGCAGUUCCUGUGAUCAUGGAGGACGAAAACCAUAAUUACGAAAAAUUAUCCAGUCCGCAAAGUCAAACAUCCCAAAGCCACAUUGGAAUCGGCUCUUACAGCAAACGACCUAUCGAAGAUUCGACCUCUCAAAGCGGGCUCUCCACUUGGAUCCUCCUCAACAACGACAACGUCCAUGGUCUACACAGCAGCACGCAAAACACCGCGGUCGACGAACCGAACUUGAAGAUGACCAACAAAGCAGAAAUCACAAAAACCUCCCCCGCUACCUUCCCUGAAAACAAAGCCCCCCAAAAGAAAAAGCACAAGCCAGCAUCUACUACCCCCAACUAUUCAACAACCGAGUCCCUGCACGCCAACACCAAACAAAAGGAGGACCAAACCGCGAGCCCGAAGAAACCAGAGAAAAAGCCCAUGAUCAACCCGAACGUCAAAACCUCCAGCACGACACCUUACGUGGAGCUCUACACCGAGAGGCUCGAAGAGAUUGUGGCAGAGAUUGACCCCGCUACCGGUGAAAAGAAGCCUUUGAUCACACUCCAAGACUCGAAAUUCAAGAAUAAAACACCGGUGAUUGUUGGGCGUAUACCCCAAAAAGACAAGAUCGAAGCGUCUACCAUGAGCGCACCGACCAGCAGGACUCCCACGAGGAUCGUGUCUUCGAGCGAACCAGUAACCAAAGCCGUCAAUGAUAACAUUACCAGGUUUGGGACUCCUGUCGUGACCUUCCCCCACGUGCCGCCGCGAGUUCGCCCGAGUGCCCAGGUCAAAGAAGACGAGAAGACUCAGCAGACGAAACUCCAGCUCCAAAAACAGCAGCAACAGAAACUCCAGACCCAGUACCAGCAGAAACUGCAGCAGCAGAAGAUCCAGCAACAGCUCCAGGAGCAGAACACGAAACCCAUCUCCACGACAAUGCCACCCUUGUUCUCCCCGACAACAGCCGCCGUGACGACCCCUAAGUUGGAUGCCGCGUCGACCCCGCUCGCGACCAACGUCACGGAAACGACCCAGGCCUCCAACACGACGGCCACCCCCUCACAGGCCCCAACCAUCACCGCCACGAAGAAAACCAAGAGGCCCAGCCAGAAGAGGAAGAAGAACAAGACCCGCAGGAAGCGCCCUACGAAGACCUCGACGACGAAGAACGACCUCGAAAGCAAGGUCUCCGAGCAGGAUAACAGCCCCGCGGCCAAGAUCCCCGGAGUCCAGAACAAACCCCUGUCAACAAGGAUCUACAACUACCUGGCGAGAGAGGUCGUUCCGAACGUUGGUGUCGGCAUCGUUGGACUCAUGCUGACGGCCGGUCUCGCAGGUCUGCUGCUGUACCCGUUCGGUGGUGGCAUUGCUGCCCGAAGAACCGAGAAAUUCUCUGGAAACGCACCCGAUGGACAUAACUACUACUACAACGAAUACUCAACGACGGGAGACAUGGAUCACGGUCAAGCCGAAGAACAAGUUUUCGGACAAGUCCUGGCCGGCAUGAGCCACAGCGACCCCUACACCAACGCCUACUCGAGGGAACGACCCAACACCAACAGCUACUACCCCAACCCGAAUAACAAGUACAAGCCGGCAAGGUACGAGACAGUCGACGAUUACGCUCAAGCAGGAAUAGCCGGAUUCAAGGAAGACAUGACGCAGGAGAGUAAAUACUCAACUCUCGGAGACGUUAACAAAGACUACAAUUCUGAUGUGAACCCCAAGUACCCCUCAGUAAGUAUCAAUAACCAAGGUUCUGAGCCGUACGCUAUCACUGACCCAGAAUCGGAUGGCUCGAAUGUCAACAAGUACGUGGACCCGACCAGCUCAUCAGACGUGAAAGACCAGAAGUUCACCGCUGUCGCUGGCUCACCAACCGAUGUUAAGACCAACACGAAAUACUCAUCUACCAUCGACUCGACGUAUGACAGCUACUCCGGACAGGUCGGCCACGGGACUGUUUAUAAUGAUGAAGUAGGCUAUGGCGGAAGCAGUGACAUGGAGCACAAAAACCACCGUGUCGAUUACCAAACUCACGAGGAGAACGUUUCCAUGGAGAAAAUCAAACCAUCGGACGCCUCCGAUGAGAUCAUCACAGCCGAAGACAACAAGUCGGUUUCGUUGACACAAGCGUCGAGCAAGGAGGAACAGCCCACCUACUCUGCCCUGGAGGGUAUACCAAAGAGGAUCAACUAUAAUUAUGGCUACGAAAAGCAUACUCCCAGCGAUGAAACUUACUCCGAGUCAUUCGUCCCGAUGAACGUCAACGAGCAAGACAGUUUCAAUCACAGGUACAGCUUGCAAGUCGAACAUGGCCCGCGAAAUUUGAAAUUGGAAAACGUGCAGAUAACCGAACAGGAACCGAAAGUUAGGAGGAACAAGCGUCAGGUUCCGAGAGUUCGAGUGGGCAAGUCGGAUAAAGAAAUCGAAAACGAAAUCGAUGGAGUUCUACCAGAAGAGAUGUCAUCUUCGACCAAGAAAACAGAUGCCACAAAAGCUGGACCUUCAAGCUCAACAGCUCAGGCCGAAAGUUCAUCCGUAAGCACCCCUGAGAAUGUAAAAGAUGGCCUAAAAAGCACCACCACAAGCACGAUAGUAGACGCAACAGACGUUUCGAACGAGGAUGAGGAGCAAUUUGAGGGUGACAAAGUCGACACCAUUUCCUCCGAAAAACCAUCGGAUCCGGACCUCACAAAACCCACCACGCCACUUUCUUUCGUUGAUAUCUUGAAGAAAGUAGUCGAGUUCAAGAUCAAUCUUGCAGUUAACGUCAUUUCGACCACGGCGGACACAUUGUCAAGAUAUUUUGGCACCAUUCAGAGCAAAAUGGUCACGGCCAUGAGACACAUCAAUGAGCUGGACAAAGAAUUUAGGAAAGGAGUUGAAAAGUUAGGCGCUCAUGUGAAAGACAGUAAAAACAAACCCAGUAAAGACGGCACAAGCAGUCAAGGUGAUUCUGACGGCAAACCUCAAGCCGAUAGUUACAACCUCAAUGACGACAUCAGUCACAUCGACAUGGGUAUCGAAAGUGAUUUUAGUACCAUCAACAGUAACUUCAAUGAAAACGAUAAGAUCAUCACAAGCCAGCCAAAUAAGAAAUUGACCGAUGAUGGUGGUCUCAAUAACGCAAGUGACUGCACCAGUAAAGAUAAUUGCAAUUCAAACAAGGAACAUGCUGAGAAAAAGCACGAAUUCCAUAGCAUACGACGACGAGAUGUCUCUGUAAAGUCUGCGACCAAGAAACAUCUAAAUGUAAAAAAAUACAGACCACUAAAAAAGACUUAAGCAAUGGAACUUGCUGGUAUCUAAUUUCUAAUUAGUUUUUUACAGACUGUAAUUUUUACCUGGGUAUUUUCACGUUUGCUUUGGAUUUUUUGAUCGUCAGCAAAAUGUAAUCCAUAAACAAACGUGGUGAUUUAUUUCGAUGAAUUUUCAGUGGAAGCGCCAUUUCAAAGGAGGGCAAUACGAGCAAAUGGUCCUCUUUGGACUGAAAAACUAUACCGCAUCUUAGAAAAUUUCAAAUGCAUUUUCGGGUUAUUUUUGGAGAUUUUCCGAGAAUUUGCUCCUCAUUAAAAACACAAGUCUAAACUGAAAUGACAAUUUUCCUGUUCAAAACAUUUUGGUUUAAUUUUAAUGUUUCUAAAUGGUUUAUCUUGUGGCCUCGGGAAAUUCAUAAAGAACGUCCCCACCUAAAAAUAUCCUAUACAUAGAAAAUAUCUUUUAAUUUGUUAUGAGAUCAGUGAAUAGUUUGGAUACAUUAACUCUAGCUGAAAUAUUAUCGAUAGUUUAGAAGUGAGGAGUAAUUUUUUUUUGCUCAGCUGAUAUUCAUCAUUGAUAGUUCAUGACCUCAAAUUCGUUCAAAACAUAGCUUUUAAUAUUUUGGACGGUGCAUUUAAAAUAUUUUGGUUGAAAAAUCCAGCCUUCAGAUUGAGAAGGGUCAUAUUUUGGAUUUCUUAAACAAAGUAUUUUAGUUUUAAUGCAAAAAAUUUGACACCAGCGCUACAAUUACAUAUAAUUUUGCACAAAUCUAGGUAAUGUUUAGAGUUCCCACCAUCCGGUCUAAUUUUUUUUACACAAAAAGAUACAAGGAAAAACGUCGUCCUAAUUAAUUUAGUCUCGUAAUUUAUUGGAGUGCUCAAAAUAGAUUUAACUUUAAGCACAAUAGUUGGACUAGUUUUAAAUAUCUCAUCACUAGUUAUCAAUAGUACAUAAAAUUCAUCCUAGAGUUGUAACCAUGAGUUUACAUUUUCAUACGUCUGAUUCAAUACUCAUAUUUUAGUGUAAGUAAAAUACAGGUGUUCCAGCGCCUUGAAUUUUCUGUUUUUGUUCUGAAGGUUUGAAAUUUUUUUUAACGGAGGUGUGCAUUAGUUGCAGUCAUUCAAAUUUCUCAGCAGUGCUCGUCUACGCGUCAGAAAGCGGUAGUGAUUACUGCAUAAAUCGUUUUUCGAUACUGAUUGAUGUGGACACUGUACUUGGUGCUAAUCAAUUGUCUCUAUUGCAAUUGAUUCCAGCUAAUUUAUAUUUUUAAUUCUCAUUAUUCUCAUUAUCUUAUAAUUUUAGGUGUACAUCACGCUGUGUUUUAGGUUAAGUUCAGUUACGUUGCCAGGCAAAUUCUGCCAAGGACGACCAUAGUAGUUUUGUAGAAAAUUGAUAAUUUACAGACUGUUAAAAGUUGGCAUUCUAGAUUGCAUGGAUGGACCGACUUAUUUUCCAAUCAGUUUCAGCUUCCGGGAGGUAUGCGCACGCAAGCACGUAGAGUGAGGCUAUAUUCGUUGAAGAACGAGAGGAGAGAAAUACUUCGCUGGUCGAAGUACAUAAACACGCAUCUAUACUGUAGUGCUUUAAAAUUUCAUUUUCGAAGUUUCGUUUUGAGGAGAAACAAGCUAACUCUAUACCUUGGAAUUCAUAGAGAAUAUUCUACACUGGAAAAAAAAACACAUUGGAUCUAGAGUCCAGACUCUUGAAAACAUUGAGAAGAAAAAGGACUCUUGAUUCAAUCAGAUUUAAGCUUAAAUCA